GCCGAUUCAUUUUUCUUCAGAAUCUCUCAAUUCUCUUUUGUCGAUUUCGCAGUAGAAGAGUCCUUUCGCCGUCUCCGAGAAACUCGUUGCAGCGUCACGACCAGUUGGAGAAAAUGUCUUCUAGAGGAAAAAGGAAAGACGAAGAUGUCAGAGCAUCAGAUGACGAAUCUGAAACCCACGCGCCGGCUAAGAAAGUCGCAAAGCCAGCAGACGAUUCCGACCAGUCUGACGAUAUCGUCGUCUGCAACAUAUCUAAGAAUAGGAGAGUCUCUGUAAGGAAUUGGAACGGGAAGAUUUGGAUUGACAUUCGUGAGUUCUAUGUCAAGGACGGAAAGACUUUGCCUGGCAAGAAAGGUAACUUUAUUUUGUAAUUUAAACCAAUGCCCCUUGGCUCUCAUAAUUCAUUAUUUCUAGUAAUGUGUUUCCUCAUCUCUUAGUUUUAUAUUUCGUUACUGUUUUGCUUUGUUAAGUUUCUGCAUUUAGUCAGGUUUAUAGAAUUGCAUAUCUUAGGGUUUUAUAAUAGGCAAUUCUGCUUAUUGAGACUGUUUAUGGACUUGUAAGUAUGAGCGGAGAUGGUGCAGAGUGUUUGCUUUUGUACAACAACGUUUUGUUUAUUUUGGUGCUAUUGCUCCUUCAUGUCUUUCUCUAGAGACAGCUAUAUUAGUUUAUCUCUACAUAACUAAUCAUGUUGACAAGAUUAUCUCUAUGUUUGUUAUACGUUGCAGGUAUCUCUCUAAGCGUGGAUCAGGUACUCACAUCUCUUUCUAUCUCUCUCCACUGUUUUAUGUCUCCUAGAAGUGUUUCUGUUUUCUUGUUAUUUGCUUAUUACACAGCUUUUCCUUAAUGCAGUGGAACACUCUUCGGAACCACGCAGAGGAUAUCGAGAAGGCCCUCUCUGACCUUUCUUAGGUUUUAAAACUUGUAUCAUUGGUUGUACGUCUAUUAGAAUAUGGCUCAGUUGUUUUGGUUGUUUUUGUAGAACAACACCAUGUUCUGCUAGUGUAAGCUGCUUCAAAUUAGUUGGUGUAUGGAAUCUUUCACUUUUGGUUCAGACAAGCUUUGGUUGGUAUUAAGAAUAUAAUGAUUGCUCUUUUAUUUACUGCUGUAGUGCU
Molecule: messenger RNA, 1112 nt
Organism: Arabidopsis thaliana (thale cress)
Lineage: Eukaryota; Viridiplantae; Streptophyta; Magnoliopsida; Brassicales; Brassicaceae
Gene: KIWI
Product: ssDNA-binding transcriptional regulator
Exons: 3
Coding region: 114-371 (85 amino acids)
Biological process (GO): positive regulation of transcription initiation by RNA polymerase II; regulation of DNA-templated transcription
Cellular component (GO): nucleus
Molecular function (GO): DNA binding; transcription coactivator activity
Source: RefSeq, marked reviewed